CUUUUCAACGUAGUCAUCACCUAUUAACACACUUUAGUAGAGCCGGAAACCAAAAUAUUUACAAAAGCAACCGUAAAAUAAUUUUAAAUCGCAUUAAAAAAAGAAAAAAAUGUGAAGUGGAAUAAUGGAGAUAUAAAUAACUCAAACUUGUUAGCAGUAAGUUAAUAAAUUAUUCCCACCUCUCUAAUUUAUCGGCAAAGAUAAGCAGCCCAUGCUGUUCGAUAAUUUAUCGUAAACCAGCAUUUGAAUAUUAUUAGUAGUGACUUGCACUCGAAAUGACUGAAAGUAGAAAAAAACUUUACAUCCUGAUAACAGGAGGCUUUUUGGCAUAUCUUAUAAUUUACUGGGCGUAUUUCAAAUCUUCGAUUUUACCGUCCGAAGAAAAUUUAGAUGCAAAAUCUGCAUCAGAUCUUGAAGAGAUAUACCACAGAUUCAUGAGCCAAAUUCAGGUGAAGUGUAACAAAAUAGCCCGCGUUGGUUCUCAUGGAGACGGAGGAUGGAAUGUUUGUAUGGAUAAUGGAUAUCAUCCUACGAAGCCUUGCUUGGUGUAUGCAUUUGGAAUUGGUCUUGACUCAAGUUUUGAUGUUGAGAUGGAUGCAUACUAUGGAUGUGAAGUACAUUCUUUUGACCCAUUUGUACCUGUAUCACAAAUUCCAUAUCUUCUAUCUUUGAAUUACCAUGCAAUUGGAAUAAGUGGCAAAACAGGUAUUGUCAACGGCACCCAACUUAUGACGCUUUUAGAUAUCCGCAAGCACUUAAAUCACACUAAGAAGAACAUAUCUAUCUUGAAAAUGGAUGUAGAAAACGAUGAAUGGAACUCCUUGAUUAAGGCAAUGUCUGAUGGUGAACUAGAUCACGUGAAACAGUUACUAGUUGAAUUUCACUCAUAUUUUUCUGAAGCAUCGAAGUGGAACGUUCACCGUAAUGCUCUUAAUGUUGUCAAGAAAUUGAUGGAUCUUAACUUCCGAAUAUUCUCGAUAGAAAAGAAUAAUGCUUGCAUUUAUAUAAGUGAUAGAAAUAUUCUGUUGACCAAAUGUUACAACGUUCAUAUGGUUAAAGUUAGUUAAUAUA
This is a messenger RNA of Octopus sinensis (East Asian common octopus), 1071 nucleotides long. Its product is annotated as methyltransferase-like protein 24. NCBI's taxonomy places the organism in Eukaryota, Metazoa, Mollusca, Cephalopoda, Octopoda, Octopodidae. The transcript is spliced from 6 exons. Bases 276 to 1067 code for a protein of 263 amino acids. The record is from RefSeq and is a predicted model, not a curated record.